Hyposmocoma kahamanoa is the source of this 791-nucleotide messenger RNA. RefSeq lists its product as uncharacterized. The record is from RefSeq and is a predicted model, not a curated record. Bases 135 to 776 code for a protein of 213 amino acids. The transcript is spliced from 4 exons. NCBI's taxonomy places the organism in Eukaryota, Metazoa, Arthropoda, Insecta, Lepidoptera, Cosmopterigidae.
UGGUGACAACGAGUGGUUAGCUUACAUAUAGUGACUUUAUUGGCUUUGUGGAGUACACUGUCCGUGUUGGAAGUUUUUUAAUUUUAAUAUAAGUUUUUUUAUGAAUUGACUAAACGUGCUAUUAUUUUUUCAGAAUGAUACGCCAUUUAGCAUUGUUGUUGGCUCUCUUUAGCAUCAAUUUGGCUGUAAAAGAAAACUUUCAGGCGAAAAUGAACACGCACGUCGUCGAUGUCUUGAAUUUUUAUUCUAACUUGCCCACAGGAAGAAUAGAAGACGCUACACCAUUUUCGAAAGCUAUAUCUAUUGUGAUGAAUAGUUACUGGCGAAAGGUGCUAAAAAUCACGACCCCUGUUGAUCCCAAAACGCCGGUUCAUAUGCUGGCUGUGGAUCCUCGUAGAAACAUGGACCUUGUUCGAGCUGCUCUUGACAUGCCCAUCAAUAUAGUAGCAUUGAGCUGUUAUGGCAACGUGACAGAAAACAAUUGCUACAAUAAGGUAAUGAAGAUGUCAGAUACACAGACCAAGUUCUGCCGAGGGUACAAGGCACACCAGGACUUCUAUGAUCAGACUGUCGAUUUGUUCACCAGCGACCAAUUCGGGGAGUUCGAUGUUUAUGUUCGUUCGUACUUGCAAGGCAGUACGGACGAUGAAGUAAUCAUGAUUGUAGUAAAUGAAUUGUUGGGUGGCGCUCAUGCUACCAAAUUCAUCCAAUGGGGUAAAAAUUUCACUAGAAGAAAGUUUCCGUGCAAUAAAGCCGACAUGUUGAUAUUUAAAUAAUAAAUUUACAAUUUU